Messenger RNA from Gymnogyps californianus (California condor), 2610 nucleotides. It is a transcript of the gene SHC4, whose product is annotated as SHC adaptor protein 4. NCBI's taxonomy places the organism in Eukaryota, Metazoa, Chordata, Aves, Accipitriformes, Cathartidae. Gene Ontology annotation, cellular component: plasma membrane. The transcript has 12 exons. Gene Ontology annotation, molecular function: receptor tyrosine kinase binding. Gene Ontology annotation, biological process: intracellular signal transduction; cell surface receptor protein tyrosine kinase signaling pathway. Bases 591 to 2486 code for a protein of 631 amino acids. The record is from RefSeq and is a predicted model, not a curated record.
GACUGACGCCGAGAGCUGCUGGCGCUGGUCAAUGUUUUCCUUAAAAUACUGGUUCUGUGCCUGACCGCGGGGCGGGAGCGUUGCAGCGCAGGGAUGCUCUUCGCCUUUGGGGCAGCCGACGAUGGAAACGCAGAGAGCUGGGCACCUUACGGGCUUCAUGCCGGCAUGAAAACGUGUUUGAGCUUGUAGCUCUCUUGCUUUGCUUUCCGUGGAAUACGCUUGAGCUUUCGCUGCAGCCAGGACUCUGCGAUUAACGAUGCUACAACUGUGAGUCUUCGGAGCUAGGUGGGAUUUAGUGCCUGGCUUGAGGCAGGAAUGAAGGCAGGUUUGGAUAGCGGCUCUUCAGCUUAAGCUGCUGUACCACUGAUGUGCUUUCCUGUACGCUGCUUUUAUUACUGCUUACAAAAUACCAGAUGUCCAUGCAGUUUUAAGCCUUGUCUAUUGAGGAAAAUAAACCACUCAAGAGGGAGUCAGCAAAAAUAUCCAAUAGGUUUCUGUUUUUAAAAUUGUUUGACUUGCUUGAUUUCCAUGUAAUUUAUCUACAAGAGCCAAUUUAUGCAAGAGUAUCCAGUUACAGAACUGCCAAGGCUAUGAGAGAACGCAGCCAGCAGAGCCUCGGUGGACACGUCCUGUAUGUAGGGUUAUUCAGACAUCCAGGAAUGCUGCACAGGGCUAAGUACAGCCGAUUCAGGAAUGAUUCGAUAACAUCCCUAGAUGAAGGUACGCAAAAUACGUCUUUAAAUACCAAAGGUUCUUCUUCCUCUUCCCAUUCUUCAACACCUAAUUUACUGACAGAAGAUGUCUCCUUGGGGCCACAGGACACCUGCACCACCCUGUGCACGCUGAUCCCCCGGAUGGCUAACAUUAAACUUGCCAACCCGUCAAAUCUGCCGGGGCUGAAAAGCUUCUGUCUGGGAAUGAAAGAGGUGCCACGAAUUAAACUCACGGAGUGCGUUACCAUCCCGAGCAGCCCAGCCUCGCCUGAGAUCAGCUGCCUCUCGGCCUCUUAUCCACAGCCUGACCUGGACAAGCUGGCCCUAACCCCAAAGCCGGCGGGCGACUGCGCCGUGCGGGGAGCUGAGGAGGCCGCUCCUGUGGGCAGGCAGGACAGGAGCCUCGCGGAGAGCGGUGAAAGCGUGGGGGAGCCGGGAACGACCUACGGCGUGCGGUACAUGGGCUGUAUUGAAGUGCUGCAGUCAAUGAGGUCCCUGGACUUUGGCACACGAACGCAAGUCACCAGGGAAGCAAUAAGCCGACUGUGUGAAGCUGUAUCAGGUACAAAUGGAGCUAUGAAAAAGCGGAAGCCUCCAGUGAAGUUUCUGUCUUCUGUACUUGGCAAAAGUAACCUUCAGUUUUCUGGCGUGAAUAUAAAGCUGACCAUUUCAACAAGCAGCCUCACUUUGAUUAAUGUUGACACGCAGCAGAUUAUUGCCAACCAUCACAUGCAGUCCAUCUCAUUUGCUUCUGGAGGUGACCCAGAUACAACAGACUAUGUUGCAUAUGUAGCAAAAGAUCCUGUUAAUCAGAGAGCAUGCCACAUACUGGAGUGUCCCAAUGGGAUGGCGCAGGAGGUGAUAAACACCAUAGGGCAGGCUUUUGAGCUCCGGUUCAAACAGUACCUGAAGAACCCAUCUAGCCUGGUUACGUCUAAUGAAAGCGACGCAGCAAAUGGUAAGGGAUCAGCUGGGAAUUCACAGGAGACAGAGGAUCAUGAAUAUUACAACGAAAUUCCAGGGAAAGAGCCUCCCACCGGUGGAGUGUUAGACAUGCGAAUGAAAGUGCAAACAGACCAAAGGGCUAACUGUCUUAUACAGUGCAAAAAGCAGUAUUGCUUGACAGGCAGCCCAACAUUCAUCAAUAUAUAUGAAAAUUGUCCAGAAGAAAACAAAACUGUGGGUAAUUGUGGUGAAAGAUCACAGAAGACAAAAAAAGAGGCAACAUUAUUGAAGCCUGCCUACAAAACAGAUCUUUUUGAUGACCCGUGUUACAUCAACACACAGACCCUGCAGUCUGCAGUCUGUACAGCCCGUGGUACAGCAACAACACAGAUCCAUGGGAGCCCACUGCGUCAGGCCAAGUUACCGGAAGCUGCUCAGCAGAGUGCCACAAGCAACACAGCUGGUCUCUGUGUUCUGCCACAAAUAAAGCAACAGCUAAAGAAUGAAGAUUGUUACCAUGGCAAAUUAAACAGGAAAGUAGCAGAAAGCCUCUUAGUCAACGAUGGGGAUUUUCUGGUGCGAGAGAGCACAACGUCACCUGGUCAGUAUGUCCUCAGUGGACUUCAGGGAGGGCAAGCAAAGCAUCUGCUCUUGGUGGAUCCCGAGGGCAAGGUGAGAACCAAAGACCAUGUAUUUGAUAGUGUGGGUCAUCUUAUUCAGUAUCACAUGGAAAAUAAUUUGCCAAUCAUCUCUUCUGGAAGUGAAGUGAGCUUGAAGCAGCCUGUAAGGAAAGAGAGUAAUGUGGGACACAUGCAAUAUCACAAAUAAUCCCUUGGAUCUCACAAAUCCCAAGGCAAUUCCUAUCUGAAAACUGUACUGAGAACAUUCUAUUAUGAAGACAAUUCAAAAAAUAUAGACUGCACUUUCUGCUGCUCUUCAAGAAGAUACCCUU